Messenger RNA from Aspergillus aculeatus ATCC 16872, 1578 nucleotides. RefSeq lists its product as uncharacterized. Gene Ontology annotation, biological process: protein phosphorylation. The record is from RefSeq and is a predicted model, not a curated record. Bases 1 to 1578 code for a protein of 525 amino acids. NCBI's taxonomy places the organism in Eukaryota, Fungi, Ascomycota, Eurotiomycetes, Eurotiales, Aspergillaceae. The transcript has 2 exons. Gene Ontology annotation, molecular function: protein kinase activity; ATP binding.
AUGGAUCCGGCUUCAUUUGCCCUUUCCGUCGCUUCCAUGGUGCAGUUAUGUAUUCAUCUCGGAAAGGACUUGUACGCACGCUGCGAAGCAUACCGUUCAGCCGAGCGGGAAUUGCAAGAAGCUAAUCUAAGAAUCCAGGGUCAUUGGAUCAAGAUUGAGCAACAAUUAUCCGCACUUCAAGCUGUAUGGGAGGCCCUCCCAAAUGCUUUGCAGAUCCACCAAUAUCAGGUGCUCCAAGUCCUCCGCAGCAAGCUCAAGGCCGCAGUCAAGAGCGUUCAGAGUCUGACUGCGAACUCAGGAGCUGAGGGUCUUUUCGAUGAGCGGAUCGACUCUUCCGUGGCUCGGAUUCUAUUGAAGGUUUCACGCACCAAACGGGUCAAAUACGCCGUCUACGCCAAGGAAUCCCUCGAACACAUUGUCGAAGAAUUGGAGCAAUGGCAGAGAACAUUCGAUCCAUCCUGGUUCUUCUUAAGUCGUCUGGCCGUCCAGACAAUUGAUCAAGAGUUCAGUGGGAAGAGGGCUGCGGAGAGCAAGGCCGUUUCGACAGUGGUAAAUCUGCGUGAAGCCCAUCGAAUUUACGACGGGGAGAGCUCCGCUUCGAUCUUCCUGGGGAAGGAUUUCGCCAUCGGACGUUACACGGCGAUUACCUCGUCUUCUUCAUGGCUCGCUCGCACCGAUGAAGGUGUGGUAGUUGUCGACCGCAUCCCGAUCAGGCGACAAAACGAUCUUCGUCACCGCACCAAGGACGUUCGAGAUCUAGCACGCAUCCUUUCCAAAGUCGAUCCGGAUACAUUUGGCCUUCUGUCCUGCCGUGGCGUACUCAGGACGGAAAAGACCUUCGAUCUUUUUUUUUCUAUCCCACAAAGUCAGCAGCAAGAUCCCAUUGCUAGUCUCCGCUAUAUUCUGUCGAAACGUGCUGAGCGCAGCUAUACUCUGAACGAGCGUGUGAAAUUGGCAAAUUCCCUGGCUCGAUCGGUCGUGUUCUUACACUCGUCGUCAUUUGUUCAUAAAAGCAUUACCCCGGAGAAUAUCAUCCUUUGUAUAUCGCAUUCAGACCGUCUGGGUACGCCUUUUCUGGUUGGCUUCGAUCAGUUCCGACUGGCGGAAGGUCCGACCUAUUUGAGUGGCGACAAGGCUUGGGAGAGGAACCUUUACCGUCACCCACGACGCCAGGGAAUACACCCCGAAGAUGAAUAUAUCAUGCAGCAUGAUGUAUACAGCCUUGGGGUUUGUUUGUUGGAGAUUGGACUCUGGACUUCCUUCGUCGAGUACUCGGGAGAUUACGGCCAGCCUAUUCCAGGACCCUCAAUAUCAAUUGAGAAGCUCAUUGCAGAAAGGGAUCAACGACGAGCGGCCUACGAGAUCAAGAAAAUGCUCGUUAACCUGGCCGAAACCAAAUUGCCAUGUCUGAUGGGAAACAUCUUCACUGAGGUUGUCGUGUCAUGUCUGACAUGUCUCGAUAAGAACAACGAGCUAUUCGGAGAUGAAGAAGAAUUCCUGGAUGAUGAUGGAAUUCUUGUUGGUGUUCGCUAUAUAGAGAAGGUAUGUUGCUUUACGCUUGGCACGUGGUGGGGCUAA